AUUGUUGCAUGUGACUGAUGAUGUGAGCAUGUUCGUUUCAUAAUAAAAAUGUUGCCAGGUAACCAAAAAGUCGUAUGUUUUUGUGCGAAUUACGAUCAUAAUCUUUACGAUCGUACAUUAAAAAAUAGACAAAUAAUAGUAUGAGUACGAUUUAAAUCGUAUAUCUGUCAACCCUGCUAGCAAGACAGCGACAAAAUCACGUUGCAUAACAAUGUAGCCCAAGCUUAUAUCUUAUGAAAUAUACGGAAGAGAUACGGACUUAGAAAAAACAGAAAUGUUGUUCUUUGUGGAAGUCAUUGAUGAAAUUCUAUGUAUUUUAGCCCGCAAACUUUCUUCAAACAAAAACAGCGCCAUCUAGUAUCGAGUUCUGUAAUUAUCUCUUUGUUUAUGGAUUUGAAGUAAGACCGCCACGCAUGCAAUACAUUAUGACUGGGGAUUCCCCUAUUCGUCGACGCUGAAUAUGAGGCGACGACAAUCACUGUCAAACGUGUUCACUAUUACUCUGACUCUGGUAACGUGACUUCCUGGUAACGUGUUAGGUAGGAAAAGCAGUAAAAAAGUGCAUAUUAAGGGAGCAGAUUUGAAAUAAUAUUUAUACUUAACAAGAAAUAAUUAAAGGUUCAAUGGGGAGACCUAAAGAUUUACGCAUAUGGGAGCACUACCGUACUUUACCAAACAAGUCUGUUUCUUGCAAGCUUUGUAAUAAGGUCUACAAAUUCAGUAAUGCUGCCAAAAUGCUUCAACAUCUUAUCACUUGUCCAAAAUCUCCAGAAACAUUAAAAGACUCUAUGAAACUUAUAAAAGAUAGCUCGUCCAAAACCAAAAUGUCUGGACUGUCAGAGAUAGAGACAAAUGAUUCUUUUAUAAGCCCCUCGUCGUCUGCUAACACUACAAUAAAUGCUGAGUUUCAAGACACCGAUGAUCAUAUAAAAACAGAAUUAGCGAGAGCUAUAUUUGUAACAGGGACGCCAUUAUCGAUGGUGCAACAUCCUUUAUGGAUACAAUUUUUCGAAAAAUUGCAACCAAAAUUUAAAAUACCUUCACGUAAAGCUUUAGCGACAAAAUACUUAGAUAAAAUAUAUAGAGAAAUGCGUUUUGAGUUAAAUGAGGAACUAAAUGCUUGUAGUUACUUACACCUUCAGUGCGAUGGCUGGUCUAAUUUAAGAAAUGAAGGAAUAAUAAACUUUCUUAUAUCAAAACCUCAACCUGCAUACGUUAAAAGUUUGAAUACAGAAAGUAAUCCUCACACUAGUGAAUACCUUAGCCAAGAAGUUGAAAAAGUAAUGAAAGUGUAUGGAGCAAAUAAGUUUCUUGUACUUAUUGGCGAUAACGCUAGAAAUAUACAAAAGGCAUUCGAAUUAACAAAACUCAAAUAUCCACAUGUUGUUCCUCUCGGUUGCUGUGCACAUAUCCUUAACUUGUUGUGCCAAGAUAUUGUAAAGAUACAAGAAGUAACUGUGUUUAUUAUGCAAGCCAUAAAUAUAAUAAAAACUGUUAAAAGGAGUCAACGAUUAAGUUCCUUGUUGAUAAAAUCAAGGCAGGGUGAAGAUUCUACACAAACACUAAAAUUGCCUUGUGCUACAAGAUGGGGAAGUCAUGUUACUUCGUUAAAAAGUUUGAAAGCAAAUAAGAUAGCUUUGCAAAUAUUAACAGUUAGAGAAGAUGUGGUAAUUUCAAGAGAUAUUAAAGAUUUAAUUCUAAGUGAUGAUUUCUGGACGAAGACAGGGGAAUGUAUAAGUAUUUUGGAACCAGUCACUGAAAGCAUAUUUUACUUAGAGAGCGACCAGAAUCGUUUGCAUCGCACAUACAUUACAUUUAGAGAUGUACAAGCUAAGAUACGUUUUGCAUUAAAUGAGAUUUCGACAUUGAGCGAAGAAAGCAAACAGCAGAUUCUAACAUCAGUAUCUUCAAGAUGCAAUAUGGCAAUGAGGCCAAUACAUUUUGCAGCAUAUAUUCUAGACCCCAGGACUCUAGGAGUCGAACUUACUCAAGAGGAAGAACUUAAGGGUAUGGAGUUUAUCUACAAUUUAAGCCAACACUUAAGUUUGUCAAAUGUAAUGGCAGAUUUGGCGUGUUAUAAAGCUAAAGAAAACUUUUGGGCCAGAGGAUUUGUAUGGAGCUCAUUAGAUAGCAUUGAGCCCCUAAUAUGGUGGAAAGGUAUUUGUGGUUCCACUGAGUUAAGCAAAGUAGCGAUUCGUAUUCUAUCAGCUCCCUGUACUUCGGCAGCCACUGAGCGUUCCUUUAGUAUCCAAGGCUACAUACAUAAUAACAAAAGAAAUCGACUUACAACUGAAAGAACUGAAAAAAUUUCAUUCAUUUGUUAUAACUGGAAUCUUAAACAUAAAGCUGAAUGCGAGGACAUUCAGUUUAAUGAAGAAAAUACCUUAGAAGCUUUCAUUGAGCAAGUAAAUGAACAUAACAGUUUAGACGAAAUAGAGCCUAUCGAACCUAUACAAUUCAUCGCUUGUAAUAACUCUGAAUCUGACAGUGAUUGACUGUAGUUUUACAUUUUACUUUCAUCUCUUUCUUAAUAAACUCAAAAUCAAAUUAAAAGUUUUUUAUUCUGUAGGCUGCAUAAUAAUAUUGUCUAUGUCCAGUAUAGUGGACGUCUUGCGGCUGAGAUGACGAUGAUGAAGUACAAAAUCAUAAACACCCAAAAAUUUGGGUGUUUAUGGGGUUUAAACCCAAUAAACCCAAAACACCCGGUUUUUACCCACCAGACUUUAAACCCACCCAGGUGGAUUGCCCAUC
Molecule: messenger RNA, 2751 nt
Organism: Galleria mellonella (greater wax moth)
Lineage: Eukaryota; Metazoa; Arthropoda; Insecta; Lepidoptera; Pyralidae
Exons: 2
Coding region: 624-2495 (623 amino acids)
Molecular function (GO): protein dimerization activity; DNA binding
Source: RefSeq, a predicted model, not a curated record